AUGAACGUUUUCAAGGUCCAACACCAAUAAAUGCUGUACUUUUAUUUGGUGGAAGACAAUGGAAUUCAAAUUCACUUUUUUCUUAUGAACGUGAAAAUAUUCCAUCAAAAAAAUCUUUUCAUAUUAUUAAAUCAUGUUCAAAUUUUAAUUUAAGAAAACGAAAAAAACUUGAACAGGUUUUAGCAAAAAUAAAUAAUUUUGCUUUUUAUUAUUGA
This is a messenger RNA of Rotaria sp. Silwood2, 215 nucleotides long. NCBI's taxonomy places the organism in Eukaryota, Metazoa, Rotifera, Eurotatoria, Philodinida, Philodinidae. The record is from the annotation of a GenBank genome assembly.